CAGCACAUUCUCCUUCUCUUUUAAAUUCUCCCUUUAUAAACCCCUUCUUUGGAAGACUCAGUCAUAAUAUUUCACACUGCACUGGCUAGCUAUACAUACUUUUACCAAUGGCUAAGUUAUCGCAACAAAACCAGAGGACCGCUGUCACUAAGACUAACACAGCUGUUAAUAACAGUAUUCACUCUGUUGUCAAGGUGAAACGUACCCGGAAAACUGUUCCCAGGGACUCUCCUCCUCAACGUAGCUCAAUCUAUCGCGGUGUCACUAGACAUCGUUGGACGGGGAGAUAUGAAGCUCAUUUGUGGGAUAAGAAUUGCUGGAAUGAAUCUCAGAACAAGAAAGGCAGACAAGGUGCAUAUGAUGAUGAAGUAGCGGCAGCACAUUCUUAUGACCUGGCGGCGUUGAAGUACUGGGGACACGAAACCAUCCUUAACUUCCCGUUGAUGACCUACCAGAAGGAAUUGAAGGAAAUGGAAGCUCAAUCCAGAGAAGAAUAUAUUGGAUCUUUGAGGAGAAAAAGCAGUGGAUUUUCUCGGGGAGUCUCAAAAUACAGAGGUGUUGCAAGGCAUCAUCACAAUGGAAGAUGGGAAGCUCGAAUAGGCAGAGUCUUCGGAAACAAGUAUCUCUACCUGGGAACUUAUGCCACCCAAGAGGAGGCAGCAGUGGCAUAUGAUAUGGCAGCCAUUGAGUACCGUGGAUUGAAUGCAGUUACAAAUUUCGACCUCAGUCGUUACAUAAAAUGGCUAAGACCUGACGGUAAUAAUUCCACCACCACAGCCGCGACAGAUCUGCCAAUCCUUAAAGUCGAAACUCCCAACACUUUACCAAACCUAAUUCAAGACGAUCAUGAUCACAACAAUAUUGUUGAAACAAAUUUCUUCCACCACCGACAACCAACACAGCCAUCGCUAAUUAGUGCUGCAAAUAAUCAGAUGGCACUAAAUAGUAAUCCUCCGGCACCUCCAGCUACUGCCACAUCAGCCCUCGGACUACUGCUGCAGUCAUCAAAGUUUAGGGAAAUGAUGGAAAUGACUACAGCCGCGGAGUACCCCUUGACUUCAUCCGAGUCAGAACCUUCCAGAACCUGCAACUUCCCCGAGGAUAUUCAGACAUACUUCGAGUCACAAGACCUAAGCAGCUUCACAGGGGGAGACGAUUUCCUAUUCGGUGAUCUCAACUCGCUAAUGCAACCUAUGUUGCACGCUCACGACUCAUCAUCCUCAGGUGGAAUCGAUCACUACUUCUAGCAAUCAUAACUCAGUUAUAAAGCGCAAACUGAUUAUAAAUUAAGCCUACAUAAUUUAAUAAGUGAAAUUAAAUCGAUCUAGAGGAGCAUCGGACGCCCUAAUUAGUUGUUAUUUGUAGAUACAAAAUAAAGAUGAGGAUUCUCAUCAUCUGUAUUUUUUAUUUUUUUUAAAUAUCGCAUUUCCUUCUGAUUCAUCAAGUUAAGUAGCUAAAGGCCAGAUCCUCUUCGUGAUCAGUUGAGGCAUCAGCGCUAGGAUAUGGUGUUCGCGAAAUAGCUGGAUCCAAGAAUUCUUCCAGAUGACUCUAGCUGGUUGGAUUAGGUUAAUUAUGUACGUAGUUAUUUAUUCUGCUGUCUCUCGUUCGGCUGUACUUUUUAUACUUCAUAAUUUGUUUCAUCUUUUGAUUGAAGCAUAACUUGUGGAGCCUGAUAACAGUGGGCAAAUUCUUUUCUUA
Molecule: messenger RNA, 1698 nt
Organism: Daucus carota subsp. sativus
Lineage: Eukaryota; Viridiplantae; Streptophyta; Magnoliopsida; Apiales; Apiaceae
Product: AP2-like ethylene-responsive transcription factor At1g16060
Exons: 7
Coding region: 108-1247 (379 amino acids)
Biological process (GO): regulation of DNA-templated transcription
Molecular function (GO): DNA binding; DNA-binding transcription factor activity
Source: RefSeq, a predicted model, not a curated record